Medioppia subpectinata is the source of this 483-nucleotide messenger RNA. The record is from the annotation of a GenBank genome assembly. Lineage: Eukaryota; Metazoa; Arthropoda; Arachnida; Sarcoptiformes; Oppiidae.
CUAAAACUUAACAAUUAAUAUGUAUUUGUGUUAUUGUUUCGAUAGGAAGUGGGAUCUAUUAUCGGGAAAAAAGGAGAUAAUAUCAAGAAGUUUCGCGAAGAGAGUGGCGCCAAAAUCAACAUUUCCGACGGCUCGUGUCCCGAGCGUAUUGUCACAGUUACCGGUUCUACGGAGGCUAUACUUAAGGCCUUCUCACUCAUCGCCAGAAAAUUUGAAGAAGAUGUCCAGUGCACGGGUGGUCCCGGAGCCCCCAUCGGUAACAAACCUCACGUCACCCUAAGGCUGAUAGUGCCGGCGAGUCAGUGCGGGUCACUCAUCGGCAAAGGCGGCGCCAAAAUUAAAGAAAUCCGAGAAAUAACUGGGGCCACAAUCCAAGUGGCGUCCGAAAUGUUGCCCAACUCUACGGAGAGGGCGGUCACAGUAUCGGGCAGUUCCGACUCAAUAACAAAAUGCAUUUAUCAGAUAUGCUGUGUUAUGAUGGAG